CUGUAGCACUUUAAGCUUUGAUGGUAAGGCCAUGAAAUAAUAAAUAUAAUAUUAAUAUUGAAUAUUGAAUAUUGAAUAAAGAGAGUUGCGGGUGCAUUUUUUAAUUUUGGUAGAAUUGAAGGAUUGAAUAAAAAGCAAUCGGUUUGGUUAAUGAGGAGGGAGGAUCGUGGUUGAUGAAGGUAAAAGCAUUAGUUUGGCGAUUGCGAUUGCGAUUGAAGCAGCAUGAGCAGAACAAUGAGGAGCCUCAACUCCCUUCUUGGAGGAGGAGUGGAGGAGGAGGAGGAAGAAGAAAGUGAUGGGCGAUGUGGCUUAUCAUAUCAGGAGAGGAUUUAUGGAUUCGCAGCAUGCUUGGCAGGUGGCCUGCUCUGUACACUCUUGUCAUUACUCCUAAUCUUCAGACCUAUUAAGUUUGCAGUCACAUUCACAUUCGGCAAUCUUCUUUCACUAGCAAGCACAGCCUUUCUUGUAGGGCCCAUGCGGCAGGUGAACAUGAUGUUUGAUCCUGCACGGAUUGUGGCAUCUAUUAUAUUUAUUGGUAGCAUUGUUAUUGCUCUAGUUUGUGCACUUUAUAUUCAUAAUAGGCUUCUAACACUUCUAGCAAUUAUCAUCGAAUUUUGUGCACUUAUCUGGUAUAGCUUGAGCUAUAUUCCUUUUGCACGAGCAACAGCUAGAAAAUGCAUGGGCACUUGUUUUGAAGUAGAGUUUUAGACUAUGAUUAUCUAAUUAGUGUUAAAGUUGUUCCAGUAAAGUAAGCUUUGACAUCUACAAGCAUCGGGGUUUCGAAGAGAGUUGUACCUGUGGGCAAAACAAAAAUUGUGUAUCAUUUUUACUCAUCAUCUCAAUGAUGGGUCAUGGAGUGUGAUUCAGAAUGUUGUUGAAAAAUAGAAGUGUUUUUUCCACAAGUGUUUUGCUCUUUUGAGUUUUAUUUAUUGGGAUUGAUUAUGCUUAAGCAACUCAUGCUUUUAAUGUGUUUAAGGAGAAAAUGUAAAUAAAAACGCAUUGUUCAUAUUUAUUUAAAAGAUUUCAUACCA
Cryptomeria japonica (Japanese cedar) is the source of this 1031-nucleotide messenger RNA. RefSeq lists its product as uncharacterized. The transcript is spliced from 6 exons. Gene Ontology annotation, biological process: vesicle-mediated transport. The record is from RefSeq and is a predicted model, not a curated record. NCBI's taxonomy places the organism in Eukaryota, Viridiplantae, Streptophyta, Pinopsida, Cupressales, Cupressaceae. Gene Ontology annotation, cellular component: membrane. The coding region runs from base 223 to 708 and encodes 161 amino acids.